UUAUAACUGUUAAUCGCUCCUUUCUCUUUCUCUCUCUAAAUAGUGCAGAGCAGCUGGAAGGAAGAAGGAAGGAACGGGCAUAUUCGACCCCACGCAGCUUCAUAACGCAAGCAGUUCUCAUACCCAUCUUCAAAGUUUCUUCUUUUUCGCAUCUUACUAUAAUCACAUCCCGAAGAUCUAAACAAAACUGCUUCGAUUCCCAACAAUUCCCCCCUUAUCUUCCCUUCAUUUUAGGACAGAAUGGUGGUUAAGAUGAUGAGAUGGCGUCCAUGGCCACCUCUUCUGUCCAAGAAGUUCGACGUUAGGUUACUCAUUCGAACGCUUGAUGGGUAUAAUCUAUCGUCUCCCUUGGACUUGGAUGGAGGACUGAUUGUGGAGAUCCGGUGGAAAGGGCCAAAGAUUGCUCUUAGUCCUUUCAGACGGACGGUGAAGAGGAAUUUCACAAAGGAAGCAAGGGUUGGAGAAAAUAGUGUUAUACACUGGGAUGAAGAGUUUCAAAGUGCUUGUGGUCUUUCUGGUUACAAAGAUAAUGUUUUUCAUCCUUGGGAGAUCUCUUUUACACUGUUGAACAGCUUGAAUCAAGGGCAGAAGAGUAGUAAGGUUUCUAUUGUGGGAACAGCUUCAUUGAAUCUUGCUGACUUUGCUUCUAAAUCUGAAGAAAGGGACUUUGAGCUUUCUAUUCCCAUCAUUUCAAGUGGCGCAGCAGAGCAAUGUGGUUCACUUUCGAUAUCAGUCAGUUUAUUGGAGAUGAGAAUCAUUCAAGAAUCUGCAGAUUCAGUCCAGAGGUCAAUGGCGCCUGUUCCUUCUCCUCCCCACACGGGAGAAGUACCAUCAUUGGAAAAGGAUGAACUUUCUGCUCUUAAAGCUGGCCUUCGGAAAGUGAAGAUUUUUACUGACUAUGUCUCAAUAAGAAGAACAAAAAAGGCUUGCCGUGAGGAAGAUGGCUCCGUUAAAAGCGAAGAUGGUGACUUCACUUACCCUUUUGACUCUGUCUCAUCUGACGAAAUUGAAGAAGGGGAUUCUGAUGAAGGAAAAGUGAAUUCAACUGCCAGAAAAUCAUUUAGUUACGGUACACUGGCACAUGUGAACUUUGCUGGAGGUUCGUUGUACUCUACUACAAUGAUCAAUGGCAAUGAUGAGGAUUGGGUUUACUACAGCCACCGCCGGAAGUCAGAUGUUGGUUGCUCAAGUAUAGAAGAUUCCACGGCCUCUGUUUCUGAAUCUUCUUCCUUACAGAGCUCAAAGCGUAGUAUCCUUCCUUGGAGGAAAAGGAAGAUGACCUUCACAUCCCCCAAAACAAAAGGAGAGCCUCUUUUGAAGAAGGCUUAUGGAGAAGAAGGUGGGGAUGAUAUUGACUUUGAUAGGAGGCAGCUAAGCUCUGAUGAAUCACUUUCUCUUGGCUGGUACAAGACUGACGAAGAAUCGACACUAAAUGGAUCGUCAAUAUCCGAGUUUGGCGAUGAUAACUUUGCUGUUGGCAGCUGGGAACCCAAGGAGAUAACAAGUCGUGAUGGACAUAUGAAACUGCAUUCUCAGGUAUUCUUUGCUUCUAUUGAUCAACGAAGUGAAAGGGCUGCUGGCGAGAGUGCAUGUACUGCCCUUGUGGCAGUUAUUGCUGACUGGUUUCAAAAUAACUGUGGCCUCAUGCCAAUCAAGUCCCAAUUUGACAGUCUGAUUAGAGAAGGCUCGUUAGAAUGGAGAAACCUUUGCGAUAACGAAAUUUAUAUGGAAAGAUUUCCAGAUAAGCACUUUGAUCUAGAAACUGUCUUGCAAGCCAAAAUGCGUCCUCUUUCUAUCAACGGCCAGAAAUCCUUUGUUGGGUUUUUCCAUCCAGACGGGUUGGAUGAAGGGGGUUUCGAUUUCUUGCAAAGUGCCAUGUCGUUUGACAACAUAUGGGACGAGAUCAGCUGUCAAAACGACCCUCAAGUUUACAUAAUAAGUUGGAACGAUCAUUUUUUCAUCCUGAAGAUCGAAUCAGAAGCUUACUAUAUAAUUGACACGUUAGGGGAAAGGCUAUACGAGGGAUGUAAUCAGGCUUACAUCUUGAAAUUCGAUAGGAAUAGCAAGAUCUUCCAAUUGCCAAGCACCACACUCGAAUCUUCAGACGAAAAACCUGCUGAGGAUCAACAACCAGUUGCUGUUCAACAGACUGAUUCUACUAAUAAGGAGAAUUUGACAGUUGAGGAGCAAGCACAGUCGUCGACAGAGAGUAUGGAGGAGCGAGAAGUUGUUUGUGGAGGGAAGGAAUCGUGUAAAGAGUACAUAAAAAGCUUCUUGGCUGCGAUACCAAUAAGGGAACUGCAGGCGGAUAUGAAGAAGGGUUUAGCAUCUUCAACACCUCUGCAUCAAAGGUUACAGAUUGAGUUCCACUUCACCCAAACUGGACCUCAAGCAACAAAGGAGCAGCAGGCUUUACCAACGGGUAACAUUUGAAACUAUAACUAUAGAUAAGUGUGAUUAUUAUUAGCUAACUUGUUUAUGUCAGUUACCAUAUUAUAUAUUCUGCGGCGUUCAUGGGUUUUACAAGUAGCCAUCCCCAUCUAAGUUUUCUGAAUACCGUAUGAGAAAAUGUGUGUUUUUUCCUAAUUAUUUGUGCUAGAAAGAUCAUUUCCUACACUAAUGUGUUCUGUAGUCUUGUUAACUUUAUUAGACUGUAAAAAUGAACACCUUGGAUGUUGUAGUGUUUUUUUUAUUGAAAUAAUCUCAUUGAGUUUGGUUGA
This is a messenger RNA of Impatiens glandulifera, 2720 nucleotides long. RefSeq lists its product as uncharacterized. NCBI's taxonomy places the organism in Eukaryota, Viridiplantae, Streptophyta, Magnoliopsida, Ericales, Balsaminaceae. The transcript is spliced from 4 exons. The record is from RefSeq and is a predicted model, not a curated record. Bases 241 to 2433 code for a protein of 730 amino acids.